AUGGCUGAAACUGAAGAAGCCAAAAUACCAAGCAAAGGUCUGGUCGCUGAAGAGCAUGAUUGGGCUGAUUCAGAUGACUCCGAUGAUGAGGAGUAUGUUGACACCAUGUGUCUCAUGGCUCUGACUGAUAAUGAUGUGAAACCUGAAAUCUCAAUUCCUCCAUCUGGUAUUACUUCUUCUAAGGAAAUGAAAAAGUGGUAUUUCGUUAAAGGAAAUGAUUACCACACUGAAAUGGACGCUGGAUCCUCCACAUCUCUCUCCAGCGACCCUUCAAAUUCCUCUGAAGCUAAAGUUGUUAGCUCAUCCUCAUCCUCUAAUAGCAUGUCUGAGACUUUCAAAAGAAGUAACGUUGCUGCUCCCUAUGACUAUAGCACGCCUCAGCGAGCUGAUCAUAUUAAACAGCAACCUCAGUCUAUCUCAUCUAAUUCUUUUCCUUCUAAAGUCUUAAGUGCUGAGGAAUCUCAGCAUGAACGCCUCAUGGAAAGACGUGUAAGGCAAGGGAGGUCUUCUACUCCAAAUCGAUCUUCUAGGUCCACCACUCCCAGUAGAGUUCUUCAAUCUAGGACUUCCUCUUCACAAACUAAUCUAAAACAAGCUUGGAGUGUGUUAAGAGGCUCACAAGUGGCCUCCUCUUCCACUCCUCGUCUAGAUGACCCCACUGGAAAAUCUCUCUUGGGUCCCCCUCCUCUCUCAAAGAAUUCUCGCAAGCAAAAAUCAAAGCUUAAGUCCAAGGCAAAGACCAAGGCUUCAACCUCUUCAGACCCUAAAAUUGUUGAACUUGCUCAACAAGUCAAUGACUUGUCCUCUCAACUCAAGGAAUUCCUUCUUAGCAAUCAACAAAGCAACUCCUCAAACAGGAAAUGCUAUCUCUGUGGCAUGAGAGGACAUAUUGCAACAGAUUGCUGUAAUUCAAGAGAUGCCCCUGAAGUGGUUGUGCAAACAAAUGCUCACACUUCAGCCUGUGCCUCUCUAACUGACCCUGUCUCAUCUUCCAUGAUUAGUGAGAGUCCUCUUAAUGAAUCUUUCUUCAUUGACACUGGGUCUGUCACUAAUUCUAUGGGGACUCAUCAAACUAAUCUUGCUAACUAUAUUGCCUCUCAAUGCAUUGAGAUUCCUCAUUCUCAGAAUGUCAUCUCCAAUUCGUGGGGACGACCAGCAAUGUUGGUUGAGUUCAGUGCUCCCAACGUUGUUAGCAACUCAGUGGUGCUUCAAGAAAGUGGGAAUAACAUGAUGCCCAGUGAUGAGAAUGAUAGAACUCACAUGCUUCCUGACUUAGGAAACCAUUUCACUCUUGAGGAAACUUUUUCCGCUGAGUCAUCCUCCACCACUGAUGCACCCAUCAUUAAUUCUACUGACACUCCUGUCGGUGAGUUUGAAAGUGGACCAAACUAA
Molecule: messenger RNA, 1392 nt
Organism: Erigeron canadensis
Lineage: Eukaryota; Viridiplantae; Streptophyta; Magnoliopsida; Asterales; Asteraceae
Product: A-agglutinin anchorage subunit-like
Exons: 4
Coding region: 1-1392 (463 amino acids)
Molecular function (GO): zinc ion binding; nucleic acid binding
Source: RefSeq, a predicted model, not a curated record